CUUUAUUAAAACCUGGGGUAGUUGGGUUGGGCUUGCAUCAUAUUUCUUAGACGCUGCAUUGCUCCGCCGCUUCUUUCUCAGUAUGGCGAAAAACAGGAACAAGAAAAAGAGGAACGAUGCCGUCUCUAUGGAUAUCAGCGAGCCAUCCGCUGGGGAAAUCCCUCAAGCAAUGGAGACAUCGGAGCCCGCGGCUCAAGGUUCUGGCGCCCCCAGUAUGAAGAUUAAGAAAGGUCGGCCUUUGAAGAGAUCAAAAAAUGUCCGAAAGAUGAAAGCAAUAGAAAAAGCUAUAUCUGCAAGUGAGAAGACCGCUCAGAAAAUAUCAAAGAACCAAAGUAAAAAAUUAAGAGUUCAAUCUGCCAAAGUGCUGUAUGAUUGAAUAGCUGGAUUGGUUGGCAUCAUCAUUUCGAAAAGUUUCAUUUGUUUUUGGGUUCAAUCUGAAUGUAUUCAUGCUGUAUCAAUAUAUAGUUUAAUACUAAUCUAAGGUUAAGUUUUGGGCAUUGGAGUGCCAUUUUA
This is a messenger RNA of Prosopis cineraria, 513 nucleotides long. RefSeq lists its product as uncharacterized. The record is from RefSeq and is a predicted model, not a curated record. NCBI's taxonomy places the organism in Eukaryota, Viridiplantae, Streptophyta, Magnoliopsida, Fabales, Fabaceae. Bases 83 to 376 code for a protein of 97 amino acids. The transcript is spliced from 3 exons.